Messenger RNA from Nipponia nippon (crested ibis), 2308 nucleotides. The record is from RefSeq and is a predicted model, not a curated record. NCBI's taxonomy places the organism in Eukaryota, Metazoa, Chordata, Aves, Pelecaniformes, Threskiornithidae.
AGUGCUUGCAGCAACACAGUUUGAGCCAACAGCUGCGCGGAUGGCCUUCCCAUGUUUUGACGAACCAGCCUUCAAAGCCAGGUUUUCAAUUAAGAUUAGGAGGGAACCAAAGCACCUUGCGCUGUCCAAUAUGCCAAUUGUGAAGUCUGUGAAUAUAACCCCCUGGCUUGUUGAGGACCAUUUUGAUACCACUGUCAAGAUGAGUACGUACCUUGUGGCCUUUAUCGUUUCGGAUUUUAAAUCCAUCAGCAAAACAACAGGUCAUGGAGUUAAGAUUUCUGUGUACACAGUGCCAGACAAGAUCAACCAAGCUGAUUAUGCAUUGGAUGCGGCAGUGAAACUUUUAGACUUCUAUGAGGAUUACUUCAGCAUUCCAUAUCCUUUACCUAAACAAGAUUUAGCAGCUAUUCCUGAUUUUCAGUCUGGUGCUAUGGAAAACUGGGGACUGACCACAUACCGGGAAUCUGCAUUGCUGUAUGACCCUGAAAAGUCCUCAGCAUCUUCUAAACUUCGGAUUACUAUGAUAAUAGCCCAUGAACUGGCUCAUCAGUGGUUUGGCAACCUUGUUACCAUGGAGUGGUGGAAUGAUCUGUGGUUAAAUGAAGGGUUUGCAAAGUUUAUGGAGUUCGUGUCAGUCAGCAUUACCCAUCCAGAACUGAGAGUUGAAGACUUUUUCUUAAGUAAAUGUUUUGAUGCCAUGUCAGUGGAUGCAUUAAAUUCAUCACAUCCUAUAUCCACUCCUGUGGAAGAUCCAGCUCAAAUUUUAGAAAUGUUUGAUGAAGUUUCUUAUGAGAAGGGAUCUUGUGUAUUAAAUAUGCUGAGGGACUACCUGACUGCUGAUGUGUUUAAAGCUGGACUUGUCCAGUACCUGCAGAAAUACAGCUAUCAGAAUACAAAAAAUGAAGACUUGUGGAACAGCAUGACAGAUAUUUGCCCUACAGUAGGUAGUGAUAAAAAUGAACGACAAGGUGAUGGUUUUUGCAGAAGAAGCCAACAGUCAUCUUCAAAUGCACACUGGACUAAAGGAGAGACUCUUGAUGUGAGGGCAAUGAUGGACACUUGGACACUGCAAAAAGGUUUUCCCAUGGUAACUGUCACGGUGAGAGGGAAGAAUGUCCACCUGCAGCAGGAGCGCUAUGUGAAGGGAGUAGAUUCUCCUUCAUCCACAGGGUACUUGUGGCACAUUCCACUAACCUACAUUACCAGUAAAUCGGAUGCAGUUCAGAGAUUUUUGAUGACAACUAAAGCAGAUGUCAUUAUCCUUCCGGAAGAGGUGGAGUGGGUUAAAUUCAAUGUGGACAUGAAUGGGUAUUACAUUGUGCACUAUGAAGACGAUGGAUGGGAUCGUCUGAUUAACCUUUUGAAAGAGAACCAUACAGUGAUUAGCAGCAAUGACAGAGCAAGUCUCAUUAAUAAUGUAUUCCAGCUUGUGAGGGUAAAAAAAUUGUCAAUUUCCAAAGCUUUUGAUUUAACUUUGUACCUGAAACAUGAAAGAGAAAUCAUGCCUGUACUCCAAGGUAUGACUGAGCUGAUUCCUAUAUACAGGCUCAUGGAGAGGAGGGAUACAGAUGGUACAGAAAAACAGUUAAAGGAGUAUAUAGUGCAUCUAUUUAGAGAGCUGAUUGACGAGCAGUCUUGGAGUGAUGAAGGCUCAGUGUCUGAGAGAUUGCUUAGGCACUCGCUUCUGCUGUUUGCGUGCGUGCAUAGGUACCAGCCAUGCGUGGACAAAGCCAAAGCAUAUUUUACAGAAUGGCAGAAAUCCAAUGGAACCUUGAGAUUGCCAGCAGAUGUGAAGACAGCAGUGUACACUGUUGGAGCACAAACAUCCGAAGGCUGGGAUUUCCUUCUUGGUAAAUACAGACUGCUCUCAUUCAAUGUAGAGAGAGAGAACAUUGAAUUAGCUCUCGCCUUCAGCAGAAGUAAGGACAAACUUCAAUGGUUAAUGGAUCAAGGUCUGCGUGGUGACAUCGUAAGAACUCAGGAUCUUCCAUUUAUUAUUGUAUAUGUUGCCAAAAACCCAUCUGGCUAUCAUCUAGCGUGGACGUUUUUAAAAGAAAAUUGGGAGAAAGUUGUAGAAAAAUUUGAACUUGGUUCGAAUUCCAUAGCAACCAUUGUCACUGGAGUGACAAGUCGGUACUCGACAAGGUCACAGCUUGCACAGGUGAAAGAAUUCUUCAGUUCUCUGGAGGAAAAAAGCACACGGCUUCACUGUGUCCAGCAAGCUAUUGAAACCAUUGAAGACAAUAUACAAUGGAUGGAUAGAAAUCUGGAGAAAGUCAAAACUUGGUUGCAAAACAACUAUCUGUAA